Molecule: messenger RNA, 1813 nt
Organism: Scleropages formosus (Asian bonytongue)
Lineage: Eukaryota; Metazoa; Chordata; Actinopteri; Osteoglossiformes; Osteoglossidae
Gene: lratd2b
Product: LRAT domain containing 2b
Exons: 1
Coding region: 162-1187 (341 amino acids)
Source: RefSeq, a predicted model, not a curated record
GCGCUCAAGAUCGUCGCACCGCGACCUCCCAGUGGCGCGUCAUUACGCGCGCGCGCGCGCGGUGGGGACAGGGGAGGAGUCAGGUGCGACACACCUGUGAAAGCUCACUCGUACGAUGGACGGUGCUCCGGCUGCGCGUGUUCCCCGGAGUUUGGAUACACAUGAUUUUUCUUUUUCGCCGGAUUCCCCUCCCAAUUAAUUAUGAAGACGGAGUGCAGCUGUGCCUCGCGCAGCCUGGGUUAGUGAGUCGCGGCUCCGGGCGGCUCGCGCUCGCCUCCCUCGUGCAUGCUGAGCUCCAACAGGUGGGAGCCGCCGGGUGCAGCGCCAUGGGGAACCAGGUGGAGAAACUGACUCACCUGAGCUACGCGGAGGUUCCCACGGCGGACCCGCACGGCGCGGACCCGGACGAGGACGCGCCGCGCAUCGGGGUCUCGUACAUCUUCUCCGCGGACGACGAGGAGCUCGAGGACGGCGGCGGCGGCGGCGACGGCACGGGUGGUGGCGGCGGCGGCGAGCGCGGCCAGGUCCAGGAGGAGAGGGAGCAGGAGGUCCAGUACGACCGGCACGACGAGCUCGAGUGCGCCGUCUACUACAAGGACGAGUGCGUGUACGAGCGCAGCGCCCGGAGCGCGGACGCGGGGACGCGCUCCGCCGAGAGCCUGCUGACGCGCUGCAGACCGGGGGACCUCCUGGAGUUCGUGGGCGCGGGCCAGUACCCGCACUGGGCCGUGUACGUGGGGGACCUGCGGGUGGUGCACCUGCACCGCGCCGAGGUCAAGAUGAGCUUCCUGGCGGACGCGAGCCAGGGCCGGAGGGGCCGCGUCGCGAACGAGCUGUACCGCUUCCGCGCGCUCAGCCCCGACGCCGUGGUGCAGCGCGCGCUCGAGCAGGUCGGGCUCAAGGAGCGCGCGCUCAGCUGGAGGAACUCGGAGUGCUUCGCCGCGUGGUGCCGCUUCGCGCGCCGCGAGUUCAAGAUCGGCGCCGAGCUCCGCAUCGGCAAGCAGCCGUACAGGAUGAAGCUGCAGCUGUCGGAGAAGCGCAGCCACGUGCUCGAGUUCCAGAGCCUCGAGGACCUCGUCAUGGAGAAGAGGAGGAACGACCAGAUCGGCCGCGCCGCGGUCAUCCAGGAGCUCGAGAACCACCUCAACUGCGCCGAGGAGAGCAGGAGCGAGCGCGGUGCCAAGUGAUGAUGGACUCGGACCGGGACCGGGACCGGUGGGGGGGGGAUGGUCAGAGCUGAGUUGAGUUGAGCUGAGGACCGAGGGAUUAAAAAGAUUAGGUUGUCCACCGGGAGACUGCUUCGCUUGGGUGAACCCCUGGGCCGGGUAGACUGGUGUCGGGUUAGGGUUCGAACCCGUCGACUAGGGAGGGGUGACCGGUCCGGAGGGAUGAGAUGAUCGGGCUCUGGCCGAGGGGCCGGGAGAACGUCGAUUGUCACGGUUGAACCCGUGCGCCGGGACUCCGGUCAGCGACCUCCCCCUAUUUGGGGAGGGGUCGAUAAGAUGCCCUAUGGGGUCGAGUCCCCCGCGGCCUCACGACUGUCUUAACCUGGACCGAUGACUGUGCUCGGCCGUGACUCCUCGGGACCGUGAAGAUCGACGUGGGGGGGAUGGUUCUCGACCCCAACCAGCCGUGUGAGACUCAAUCAAUGGCCUUGGUACUCGAGGAGCCCAAACCAUCGUUUUCAUGACUAUUCUGUGAAUAUUUUGAUCAGAGAGACUCUCCUUUGUAGUUUUCUCCACAGCCUCUUGUUACUUAAUGGGCGCCACAUAUUUAGAGCACUUUAAUUGACUAAUAAAUUAUAUUUGAACAA